This is a messenger RNA of Vicia faba (fava bean), 4467 nucleotides long. The record is from the annotation of a GenBank genome assembly. NCBI's taxonomy places the organism in Eukaryota, Viridiplantae, Streptophyta, Magnoliopsida, Fabales, Fabaceae.
AUGCCUCCGCGUCGACGUGCAGCAAAGGCCAAAGCCAAUGAGAACUUGAGGCUCGGCGAUCUCGUUCUAGCUAAGGUUAAGGGAUUCCCUCCUUGGCCUGCCGUAAUAAGCAGGCCUGAAGAUUGGGAGAAAACCCCUGAUCCAAAGAAGUUUUUUGUUCAAUUUUAUGGGACCGAAGAAAUAGCUUUUGUUGUCCCUGCGGAUAUCCAGGCAUUCACCAAUGAGGUCAAAACUAAGUUGACUGCUCGGUGUCAUGGUAAGACUAAGUACUUUACCCGAGCUGUGAAAGAAAUCUGCGCAGCAUAUGAUGAGUUAGAGAAACAGAGAGCUGGUGGUUUGACAGAUGACACUGAUGAUGCACAUGUUGGUUCAGAGGCCCCUUCUUUUGAUGGGGUAGCGGGUGGCAUUAAGGAUGCUACUGAUGCUGUGGUAUUGAAUGUAGAAAAAGCGAAGACUAUUAUGGAAGAUGUUGGCUCACAUUUGGAGCACUAUGAACAAAGAUGUGGAGAAAGUGAUUGCCAAGAUGAAAAGCCUUCUGCAUCUGGCCGUCCAACUGACAAUUCAUCUCCGGUUUUGCCACCUGUGUUGAAAAGUAAAUCUUCCAUUGGUACAGAACUAAACAAGCAUGCUAUCAAAUCUGACCUUGAGGAUCAGUCAUGUCUAAAAAAUGAAGUUUCUGAUUUUAUGGAUGUAUGCGAUGUUAGUGACUUCAAGCAAGCUGAUAAUGUCCAGAGUGUUUCUACCGAUAGGAACAAGACAAGAAAGCUUGUUACUGACUCAAGGAGGAGAAGUGAAGCUGCAGAAGAUAAAGAAAUAAGUGGAUUUAAUAUAGCAUUUUCAAAGGGUGAAAAGUCUGCAGGCUAUGCUAAUAUUUCCAGGUCUAAAGAAACAAUGGAAGAUGGGAAAAAAGGGAAAAAUGCAUGUUUUGUUGAUUCUGCAGAUGGUUGUACGUCAGAUCCUGAUAUUAAGAGUGGAAAUAAAAAUAAGAACUUGCUGAAAGCAAAAACAAGUCUUAAGGUAAAAAAUGAGUUGCAGGAGAAUUUUUUUGAUUCUGAUAAGUCUGAUAGAAAGAAUUCUAUUAAGAAAAACAAAAACCAAAUUCAAGGAAAGCGUAAUUUGGGAACAAAUCAAACUUUGCAUGCUGCAAAAAAGUUCAAGCGUAUGGAUGUUAAAGACAACAAGACUUUAAAACCUCUUCCUGAAGAUAUUAAGAGUGCUUCCCCUGGCUUUCCUGUUGUCAAAGACAGGGCAUUAAAAAAAACAGAGUUGAAAAGGUCUUUAUCACGUUUGAAAGCAGAUAAAGGGUUGUCAUCAAGGGCUCAGACCUCUAUUUUAGAUUCCAGGGAUUCUGUUUGUGAAGUGCUGAAUGGUACAAAACAUCAUAGCCAAGUACGGAAAGCUAUGCCUCAUUCUGCUAGUCUUUCUUCUGGUGAACAUGCAGAAAUGAGUUCUCCUAAACUGAAAGGUGAUGCAGAUAAUCUUGCAGUUAAACAAGUAUGCAGGAGACGCAGAGCUGUUUGCUUUUUUGAUGAUGAUGAUGAUGAUGAUAAUGAUGAAUCAAAGACUCCUGUUCAUGGUGGAGCUUCUAAAAAUAUUAGAUCAUCCUCUCAUGUUUCAGAGGUUGUGAAGAGCAAUGAUCCAUUGUUAGAGAAUAGUGAUGUUUCUCAGCCGCCUACUAAGGAAAAACCUAGUGCACUUGAGGAUAGCCAUUUGGAAGGACACUUCACUAUAUUACGUAAUGACUCUUUGAAUACAGGGUAUCCUCAAAAAGAGAAUGCUGAUGAAGUUGUUGCUGUCAAUUCGCCUUGCAGUCCUGAGAAAUUAGAUCCAAAGCAUUUUCCUUCAAACAUAGAAAAAUUAAGCUCCAUCUCUCCAGUAACUUCUCCUCAGUCUCUUCCUACAACAAAGUCAAAUGCUGAGCAGCAUAAUUCUUCCAAAGCUUUGCCUAAAAUAAGUUCCAUCUCUCUAGUAAAAUCUCCUCAGUCUCAUACAAAGUCAAAUGCUGAGCGGCAUAAUACUUCCAAAGCUAUGCCUAAAAUAAGUUCCAUCUCUCCAGUAAAUUCUCAUCAGUCUCUUCUUACGACAAAGUCAAAUGCUGAGCAACAUAAUACUUCCAAAGCUAUGCCUAAAAUAAGCUCCAUCUCUCCAGUAAAUUCUCCUCAGUCUCUUCCUAAAUCAAAGUCAAAUUCUGAGCGGCAUAAAUCUUCCAAAGCUUUGCCUAAAAUUAUCAGCAAUGCUACUGAAAAGAAGGCUGAUAAUGGGUCUUCAAAGAGUUUAAUUGGCAUCAACACAUUGCAGAGUCAAGUUACAACUCCAAAGAAGAAGUCUGUGUCAUACGUGGAAAGGUCUAAAACUACCCCAAAGACAUUGUCACAGUCAGUUAAAGUUCAUACUACCACAGAAAGUUUAAAGGAACUUGAUGCUAUUCAGAUUGAUAGGUUAGAGUUGGACGCAGAAGAAAAAAGUAGCCUAUAUGUUGACUAUGGGUCUCCAGAAAAUGCCAAGACUAUGAAGCAUCUUAUUGCAGUUGCCCAGGCAAAAAGGAGACUAGUAGCUCAAUUUCAGUGUCAUCCUUUUGACCUUCAUAAUGUUCAAGUGGGAACACCUAGUCCCUCUACAGUGCAGCCAUUUCUAUCCGUACCUAGCAAUAAUGGUCGGUCAGAUAUGCAGGGAGUUUAUGAGCAGCCAAUAUUAGCUUCUCCAUCAACCAAUGGGUAUCAUUCCACUUCUCUAAAUCAACUUGAUGCUGAAGAAAAUGAGGAGAGAAGAGUUGGUUCGGGGCAAAGGGCUGUUGAGGGAUCUCUGAGUGGAGGUACUGAGGCUGCUAUUGCCCGUGAUGCCUUUGAAGGAAUGCUUGAGACUUUGUCAAGGACCAAGGAAAGUAUUGGGCGCACAACACGUCUUGCCAUUGAGUGUGCUAAGUAUGGCAUUGCCAAUGAGGUUAUUGAACUUCUUAUCCGAAAGCUAGAAAGUGAAACUAGUUUUCAUCGCAAAGUGGAUUUGUUCUUUCUUGUUGAUUCCAUAACCCAGUGCUCACAUAAUCAAAAAGGCAUUGCAGGGGCUUCCUACAUGCCUGCAGUUCAAGCAGGGUUGGCACGUCUUCUUGGAGCUGCUGUCCCCCCUGGGACCAGUGCCCGUGAAAAUCGUCGCCAAUGUCUUAAGGUUUUAAGGUUGUGGCUUGAGAGGAAAAUUUUUCCUGAAUCAGUACUUCGCCGUUACAUGAAUGAUAUUGGAGGUUCAAGGGAUAAUAUGACAGUUAGCUCUUCUUUCCGCCGUCUUUCUCGGACUGAACGAUCUGUGGAUGACCCAAUUAGAGAAAUGGAAGGCAUGCUUGUUGAUGAGUAUGGAAGUAAUGCUACAUUUCAGCUGGCUGGCUUUUUGUCUUCACACUUGUUUGAAGACGAGGAAAAUGAUUUUUCUAAUAAUGCCUCUCCAACAGAUCCUACUCACACUCUUGUGGAGUCAGAAACUUCUACCGUUACCCCUAGUGACAAGCGCCACUGUAUCUUAGAAGAUGUGGAUGGUGAGCUAGAAAUGGAGGAUGUAUCAGGCCAUCCAAAGGAUGAAAGGCCUGUAUUGUUGAACAGUACCUCAGAAAUGGAUUUUCAACUUCAGGGCUCAGAUAGGAUAUUGGAUCCAGCAUCAAACGUUUCUGAGGAGCUACAUGUUUUUCCCGAGGGUUCUCCUCCAUUACCACCAGGCUCACCUCCUACUCCCCCACCUUUGCCUUCUUCACCACCACCUCCAUUAUCUCAAUCUCCUCCCCCACCCCUGCCUCCCACAUUGCUACAACCUUCACCUCCUCCUUUACCACCCCCACCGUUGAUUCCUCAAUCAUCUGGAACAGCUCAGUCUUCCACUUUUACCCAGGCGUUAGUGCCAUCACACCAGUCAUCGCCGCUAUCAGGGUAUCAGCAGCUUCAUAACUGCAAUGACACAACUAGUGGCGUCCAAAUAGUUCAAACGGCUGAAAAUUCUUUUCCUGGAGGUCAAAAUAGUUCAGUUGUGAAGAAUGAAAUAUUGCCACAGCCAUCUGCUUGCUUUCCUCCAAUGGCAGGUUGCAGCUCUCAGGAACCUUCUGAUUUAAACCCUACAAGGCAGUUGGAAUAUGGACAGAGCGAUAUGAAUCUAAAUUCUCAAAUUCCUCAACAUAAUCAGCAAUUUCAGAUGGAUGGCCAGAGGCAAUUUGUUGCAAAUGAGCAAUGGAGGAUGCCGACAAGUGAAUUUAAAUUAAACAAUCAACAUGGUUUAUGGAGAGGGAUAAAUCCUUCAUGUCCUGGUCCACCCUUUGGGCAGGAAGAUUAUUUUCGGCCACCACUUGAAAGACCACCAAUGAGUAACAUAGGUUUUCAACAUGCGAACCCCAACAAUAUACCUGUUCCUCCUUCGAAGUCAGGAUAUGGUGUUCCUCAGAUGUUCCCUUGUAGACCAGACAUUCCUGCACUUAAUUGUUGGAGGCCUACUUGA